Messenger RNA from Carassius carassius (crucian carp), 1086 nucleotides. RefSeq lists its product as uncharacterized. The coding region runs from base 7 to 885 and encodes 292 amino acids. The record is from RefSeq and is a predicted model, not a curated record. The transcript is spliced from 2 exons. NCBI's taxonomy places the organism in Eukaryota, Metazoa, Chordata, Actinopteri, Cypriniformes, Cyprinidae.
UCCAUCAUGCCCAGAUCCAGCAGUGUGGGAUUUCGUAUCCGUUCCCCAGCCAGCAUGGAGGAGCGGAGGGGGAGACUCCUUAAUCUAAUCACCCUCCGUCAAGAGGGGAGUCAGGUGGGUGGUUUGGCGCAAAUACUCUGGACCUUGGCAGUAGGAAUGGGGUACAAUGAUGAGGCACUUAAAGACCUUUUUAAUGCCUGCCUGGAUGACCCUCUGCCUGAGUGGGAGAUGAAGGGGCUGGACAUCCUGGACUUUCGGGGGCUCACCAGGUACCUACACCAUCGGUCUCAGUGGGAUACCCCAGCCACACCUGUCUCUCCAGACACGAUGGCUGACUCUAGACCUGUGUCUCCAAACAGGAGGGCCACCAGCCCAGCGCCACUGCACAAGAUGGCCGCCAGCCCAGCGCCACAGCACAAGAUUGCAGCCACAGGUGACCGUCCAGAGUCGAGUCAGGUCCCCACUGAACAGGUCCCCGCUGAUUUCCCAGAGUUGAGUCAGGUCCCCGUGGUCCCUCCAGAGUCGAGUCAGGCCCCCGUGGACCCUCCAGAGUCUAGACAGGCCCCCGUGGACCCUCCAGAGUCUAGUCAGGCCACCGUGGUCCCUCCAGAGUCGAGUCAGGCCCCCGUGGACCCUCCAGAGUCGAGUCAGGUUCCCGCUGACCAUCCUGAGUCAGGUCAAGUCACCAUUAACACUCAUGAGUCAGGCAAAACCACAGUUAGAACUCAUGAGUCAAGUCAAGUCACCAGUUUUCUUCAUGGGCAAGGUCAAGUUACCAGUGUUCUUCAUGGGCAAGGUCAAGUUACCAGCGUUCUUCAUGAGCAAGGUCAAGUCACCUAUGAUCUUCCUGAGUCAAGUCAAGUCAACCUUGAUCUUCCUGAAUGAAGUCAAGCCACCGUUGAUCUUCCUGAACCCAGUCAAGCCACCGUUGAUCUUCCUGAACCCAGUCAAAUCACCACGGAUCUACCAGAGCCUCUUUAAGUCUCUGCUGAACUUCCAGAGCAUUGUCAUGUCUCAGCCGAACUUCCUGACCGCUCGUCCUAUCCUGUCAUGGCCAUAGAGGCCAUCCAGGAACUCACUGCCUGC